Molecule: messenger RNA, 2751 nt
Organism: Trichoplusia ni (cabbage looper)
Lineage: Eukaryota; Metazoa; Arthropoda; Insecta; Lepidoptera; Noctuidae
Gene: fidipidine
Product: coiled-coil domain-containing protein 93
Exons: 11
Coding region: 704-2485 (593 amino acids)
Biological process (GO): Golgi to plasma membrane transport
Source: RefSeq, a predicted model, not a curated record
GAGGUGCUGCAACGGUUUACAAAUCAAUUCCUGUAAAUAAUGGAAUCAAACGAGACAAAGCUCCUAUUUCUUUCACUUAUAUCACUGCCACGGGGUACGAAUGAGGCUAGGAGAUCAGCAAUACAGGGUCGCGUCGUGACUAGAUUUAUCGCUGCAAAUGAGCGACUAGUGACUGCGUUCACUGCAUGAAGCAGCAAUUGUUCGAGUCGCGGGAAAUUUAAAGUGGGAUCACGUGACCAUAUUUGUCGCUGGAAACGAGAAUCAACCAGCUGCAUGAGACCGCACCUUUAUAGUCGAAAACCUCAUUACACUUUUUUUGAUUCUUUCAAAAAAGUCACGGAGUUUGACAAUUUAAUGUCAAUUAAAUUUUAAUGUCAACGUCAAAAUAUCAAGAAAUCCGUAAUCCAUUAGAAAUAUGCAAGUUUCUAUUAGUUUUUAAGCUUUAGAUUAUAAUCACAUAAAACCUGCGACGUUUUCAAAGAGAGAAGAGAUUAAAGAAAUUAAGUAAUGAACAAAUGGACUAAAAAUAUUUAUUGGCUUGAAGAAGCAGCUCAGUCGUGUCCGCCGACGUCUCUCGUUAUCGUGUCUCGGUGUCUGUCAUUUACAUGUAUUUACGCCCAAAUGCUAUAAACUGCUUACAGACGACUUUCUUUUAUAAUUGAACAUUUUUAGUAUCGUCGGUUUCAUCACUCACUACUUGAAAAUGUCGGCAAAACAGAAGAAUAUAUUUACACGUAGUAAACCUUUGAUGAAUAUCUAUAGUGGCGUGGACCAUGAAGGAAAAGAAGUGGAAGUUCGUGAAGAUGCAGAGCAAUUAGUAAAAUGGCAUGAAAUAUCUGAUGCGCUGGUCGCUGCUGGAUAUUACCGAGCUCAGCUGCAGGGUCUGUCUGAGUUUGAUAAGAUUGUUGGAGGCCUUACUUGGUGUAUAGAGCUGUGUGACAUUGAUAUUGAUGUCAGUCUCCUGUUUGAAGAGAAUCUCACCAUUGGAAAGAAAAUAGCUUUAACAGAGAAAAUUGUGAAAGUAUUGCCUACAAUGAAAUGUCCAUAUACUAUAGAACCACAUCAGAUCCAAGGCCUGGACUUCAUCAAUAUUUAUCCUUUAAUAUUAUGGCUUAUUAAAUACUCAAGUGAAUUCAGAGAAGCUAAGGAGGAUGAGUUAAGAAAGUUUGCAGUAAUGCAAUAUGAUAAAGAUUAUAUCUUUGAAACUGACAGGCCUAAUUUUGUACAAAAAGAAAAAUUGCUAAGAAAUUUAGUUUUUGUACAGAAUUUGUACAAACCAUGUCGAGUCCGGAAGAGGAAAGGUGGUCUACCUGCAAAUGAACUGGAACAAGUGAAUGCAACUCUAUCAGAAUAUGAUCAACGCAUGUUAUUGCAUAUAACAGCAAACAAAACAGAUGUGAAGAACGAUGACGGAUUAGAUUUCUUGUAUGAUUAUGAAAAGACACUUGCAGACCCAACAGAAAUCACUACUGAGGCUAACAGAUACGUUCAAAAUACGGAAACAAAGGAAAGAGAUGCUGAUACUAAAAUACACUAUGCAGUGUUACAUUCUGAGCUAACAGGGGAAGUUUCCAAAGAGUUGGAGGAGAGUGAAAAGUUAAAAUAUUCUGAGGAUGUUGACAAACUUACCAAGAGCAUUGACAUCCUGGAAAAAGACUUGCAGACGUUUAAAGAGACACACGAGGAAAGAAUGGAGAGUGCUAAACAAGAGUACUCCAACAUAAUUGGAAAACUUCAAUCAAUUACACAUAAGUUGAUGAAGUCAGAUGAUGCCAGUGAAAAAGAUGUGAAACAAUUUUAUAAAUCGCUAAAGGAGUUAGCAAGGGAAAGAAACGAAUUAUUGCAAGUAAUUCAACAUAGAAACAAGGAACACAGCAAAUUAGAAGAUAAAUUGAGGGCUGCAAAGGACCCGGAUGCAAAAGUAGAAGAAAAACCAUUAACUCCUGCAGAACUGAAGGAGUUUAAUGAAAGAGAAGAGAAGUUAAAGGCAUUUAUUACAAGUAUGAGACUAGAACUUGCUAAAUUAAACCGAGAAGUUUUAAGAUACUCCACUGCCAUAGACGAGGUGCCUGGUACUGCUGAAUUGUUGCAAUACGAAAAGAGAUUUAUUGAACUUUACAAUCAAGUUGCGUCCAAACAUAAAGAAACUAAGCAGUAUUACAUAUUCUACAACACCCUCCUAGAAGUAAAACUAUAUACCUCAAAAGAAUUAAGUUUGCUGAAUUCCAUUUUGGAUAACUAUGAAGAGGCCAUGUCGUCAGUCAGGAAGAGAGAAGAAUUUAUGACACAAUUUGAAUCUAUUGUAGACUGGGUCAAUCACACUGUAAAAAAGGUAGAGGAGAAAUUUAAAAAUGAGAAAGAGCAGAAAUCUGCUCUUUACAACGAAUAUUCAAGGUUGAUGGACGUUCAACGACAGUACGCGGCGGCCUUGAAAAAGUUGGGCGAGCAGAGGCAAAGGAUAGGCCCUGAUAGCAGACACAGUUGACCAACUAACUAUACCUCUUAAUACAAGACAUUGCGUCUUAUAUUGUAAUCACAUGCAUAGUUUAUCUAGUCCUCAAGAUAUUAUCAGUAGUUAAUUUUCUACUUUUAUAAUCAUUCCAGUUCCACAGAACGUGAAACCCUCACACAUAGAAUUUAAGACUGAAUAUAGGUUUGAUAUUGUUUCAAAUACUUUCAAAUGUAUUUAUAAUGCACCAUUUGUUAAAGUUAAAAUAAUAUUAUUUAAAAUAAAUAACUCGGAUAUACAUA